CGGCUCUUCACACUACACCGGCAGCAGCUCUGUACCGCCACCCUGCCGCAAAGCGGAACGCAUCUGCGCCCGGCCGCUGUUUUCCCACGGACUCAUUGACGAAGGGACCCCGCCAGGCCGGGGGGCAGCCUGAGCGGGCGGACGGACGGAAGCACAAGGAGCCCGUGCAAGAUGGAGAGGGUGACCGAGGGGAGGUGGGAGUCUCUGCCCGUCACGCUCAGCCCGGGCGUCCUGCGGACCCUGCGGGAGCUGGGCUUCCCCCACAUGACCCCCGUGCAGUCUGCAACUAUACCUUUGUUUAUGAACAAUAAAGAUGUUGCUGCGGAAGCGGUAACAGGCAGUGGCAAAACAUUAGCUUUUGUAAUUCCCAUAUUAGAAAUUCUCCUCAGACGGGAAGAAAAGUUAAAGAAAAUGCAGGUUGGAGCCAUAGUCAUCACGCCCACAAGAGAGUUAGCUGUUCAGAUUGAUGAAGUGCUAUCACAUUUCACAAAACACUUCCUCCAAUUUAGACAGAUUCUUUUGAUUGGUGGUAGGAAUCCAGUAGAAGAUAUUGAAAAGUUCAAAGAACAUGGUGGGAACAUCAUUAUAGCCACACCGGGCCGUCUGGAGGAUAUGUUCAGAAGAAAAGCAGAUGGGCUGGAUUUAGCAAGUUGUGUGAAAUCCCUUGAUGUGCUGGUAUUGGAUGAAGCAGACAGACUUCUAGAUAUGGGAUUCGAAGCAAGUUUAAAUACCAUUCUGGACUUUUUGCCCAAGCAGAGACGAACAGGCCUGUUUUCAGCAACUCAAACUCAAGAAGUAGAGAACCUGGUGAGAGCAGGUCUCCGAAAUCCUGUCCGCAUUGCAGUGAAAGAGAAGGGAGUGGCAGCAAGUAGCACUCAGAAAACACCCACACGGCUUGAAAAUUACUACAUGAUAUGCAAAGCAGAUGAAAAAUUUAAUCAGUUGGUGCAUUUUCUUCGACAACACAAGCAGGAAAAACAUCUGGUCUUUUUCAGUACCUGUGCCUGUGUGGAAUAUUAUGGGAAAGCUCUGGAAUCCUUAGUUAAAAAUGUGAAAAUAAUGUGCAUUCAUGGGAAAAUGAAACAUAAACGUAACAAGAUAUUUACCGAGUUUCGGAAACUCCCAAGUGGCAUUUUAGUUUGCACUGAUGUGAUGGCCCGUGGCAUAGACAUUCCAGAAGUAAACUGGGUUUUACAGUAUGAUCCACCUAGCAGUGCAAGUGCCUUUGUGCAUCGCUGUGGUCGAACAGCUCGAAUUGGCCAUUUAGGCAGUGCGCUUGUGUUUUUGCUUCCCAUGGAAGAAUCUUACGUAAAUUUUCUCUCAAUAAACCAAAAGUGUCCCAUGCAGGAAAUGAAACCACUGAAAAAUGUGGUAGAUGUUCUUCCAAAACUUAAGACUCUGUCUCUGGCUGACAGAGCCAUGUUUGAGAAAGGGAUGAAAGCAUUUGUAUCUUGUGUGCAGGCCUACGCCAAACACGAGUGCAAUCUUAUCUUCCGAAUAAAAGAUCUGGACUUUGCUAGUUUUGCUCGAGGUUUUGCCCUGCUGAGGAUGCCAAAGAUGCCUGAACUAAAAGGAAAGUGUUUUUCAGACUUUGUUCCUGUCAGUAUUGAUACAGACUCCAUUCCCUUCAAAGAUAAAAAUAGAGAAAAACAAAGGCAAAAGCUGUUAGAGCAGCAAAGAAAGGACAGACAAGAAAAUGAAGGAAAAAGAAAAUUCAUAAGGAAUAAAGCCUGGUCAAAGCAGAAAGCCAAAAAGGAGAAGAAGAAGAAAAUGACAACGAAAAGAAGAAGAGAAGAGGGCUCUGAUAUUGAAGAUGAGGAAAUGGAGGAGCUGCUGAAUGACACACGACUUUUGAAAAGGUUAAAAAAGGGUAAAAUUAGUGAGGAAGAGUUUGAGAAGAGGCUGAUGAGCAGUGAGAGAAAAGUCAAAGCUGUGGUUGACUCAGAGUCUGAAGACUGACAAUCCUGCUUCAAGUGUCUCCCUCUCAUUUUAGUAAAGCUGUACUUUUACACAAGGCCACUUCAUGCUGUGCUCUGCACUGUUAGUACUUAUGGAAGCCAAGGCUGUUUUGUAGGUAACUAUGUGCAUCUAGUAGAAUCUCUACUGGGGGCACAAGCAUAGCUGCAACUUUGAAGACAGAACUAAAUCAGACUGCUGUUCCAAAACUGAAUGCUUUGGGUAAGAAAUGUAGAAUUCAGUUAUCAGUGCCUGGUGGAUUCUUGUUGUUCAGAUGUGUACCUAACAUAUCUGGAAUCAUUAAGUAAUUUUUAAACUUGUUCAGAGAUCGUAUGUGGGGAAAGGCAGUUUAGGUGGUAUCCUCAGAAUGCUGCACCCCUCUACGAAAAUUUAUUUUAGACCUUCAGAUCCUCAAUGACUUACACUUCUGUUUGCACACUGGUCCAUUUCUAUGUAAUAAAUGAAAUCAAAACUUUCUGCUUCACUGUAAAAAUCAGAAGGCUGCUGGUAAUGAGUUAAUCCUUAUACUGUUUCCUUUCUAUGACAUGUUGGGAUAGUUUAUAUCUGUCAAACUCUGCAACUGUGAAGGGAUGGUCAUUGAACAACAGAGCACAAUGUGCAGUGAAUCUGCUCCCUUACAGAUAAAGUUUAAUAAGUUCAUCGCUGACAGCCGAUGGAGUUAACACACCCAGGUCUGUAAACAACAAUGUAAUUAGUGAUGGUGAGGUGUAGUCAAUCCAGGGGUGCUCCUCAGUUAGACUUCGGUUUGUUUUCAGGGUGUCUGCUUUGUACUGCGGGGGAGAAGAAAACCAUCAGUUGUCACAAAACAAUAAAUCUUUUUGAGCUCGAA
Mauremys mutica (yellowpond turtle) is the source of this 2806-nucleotide messenger RNA. It is a transcript of the gene DDX55, whose product is annotated as DEAD-box helicase 55. The record is from RefSeq and is a predicted model, not a curated record. The transcript is spliced from 14 exons. NCBI's taxonomy places the organism in Eukaryota, Metazoa, Chordata, Testudines, Geoemydidae. Gene Ontology annotation, cellular component: nucleolus. The coding region runs from base 172 to 1959 and encodes 595 amino acids. Gene Ontology annotation, molecular function: nucleic acid binding; ATP binding; RNA helicase activity.